CGGUCCGCAGCUCCUUCCCGUCCUGGCCUAGCUCUGCAAGUGGCGAUCGCCAUCCUUUGGUCGCCAUGAGCCAUCAUCCGUCGGGCCUCCGGGCCAGCAUCAGCUCCACCUCAUACCGCCGGACCUUCGGGCCACCGCCUUCACUGUCCCCUGGAGCCUUUUCCUACUCGUCCAGCUCUCGCUUCUCGAGCAGCCGCCUGCUGGGCUCGGCGUCCCCGGGCUCCUCGAUGCGCCUGGGCAGCUUUCGUGCCCCUCGCGCCGGUGCCCUGCGCUUGCCCUCGGAACGCCUCGACUUCUCCAUGGCCGAGGCCCUCAACCAGGAGUUCCUGGCCACGCGCAGCAACGAGAAGCAAGAGCUGCAGGAGCUCAAUGACCGCUUCGCCAACUUCAUCGAGAAGGUGCGCUUCCUGGAGCAGCAGAACGCCGCCUUGCGCGGCGAGCUGAGCCAGGCCCGGGGCCAGGAGCCGGCGCGCGCCGACCAGCUGUGCCAACACGAGCUGCGCGAGCUGCGGCGCGAGUUAGAGCUGCUGGGCCGCGAGCGCGACCGGGUGCAGGUGGAGCGAGACGGGCUGGCCGAGGACCUGGCGGCGCUCAAGCAGAGGUUGGAGGAGGAAACGCGCAAGCGGGAAGACGCGGAGCACAACCUCGUGCUUUUCCGUAAGGACGUGGACGACGCCACGCUGUCCCGACUGGAGCUGGAGCGCAAGAUUGAGUCCCUGAUGGAUGAAAUUGAGUUCCUGAAGAAGCUGCAUGAGGAGGAGCUGCGGGACCUUCAGGUGAGCGUGGAAAGUCAGCAGGUGCAGCAGGUGGAGGUCGAAGCGACAGUGAAGCCGGAGUUGACGGCGGCGCUGAGGGACAUCCGCGCGCAGUACGAGACCAUCGCGGCGAAGAACCUGCAGGAGGCCGAAGAGUGGUACAAGUCCAAAUACGCGGACCUGUCGGAUGCAGCCAACCGGAACCACGAGGCCCUGCGCCAGGCCAAGCAGGAGAUGAACGAGUCUCGACGCCAGAUCCAGAGCCUGACGUGCGAGGUGGACGGGCUGCGCGGCACGAACGAGGCCCUGCUCAGGCAGCUGCGGGAGCUGGAGGAGCAGUUCGCCCUGGAGGCCGGCGGGUACCAAGCGGGCGCCGCGCGGCUGGAGGAGGAGCUGCGGCAGCUUAAGGAAGAGAUGGCCCGGCACCUGCGGGAGUACCAGGAGCUCCUCAAUGUCAAGAUGGCCCUGGACAUCGAGAUCGCUACCUACCGGAAGCUACUGGAGGGCGAAGAAAGCCGGAUCUCUGUGCCAGUUCAUUCCUUUGCCUCCUUAAGUCUAAAGUCGACUGUGCCUGAGAUGGAACCUCUCCAGGACAGCCACAGCCGCAAGAUGGUUCUGAUCAGGACCAUUGAGACUCGGGAUGGAGAGCACGUGGUGACAGAGUCGCAGAAGGAGCAGCACAGUGAGAUGGACAAGUCUUCUGCUCACAGCUACUGAGCCCUCUGUCCGGAGCUCCCCUAAGCCUACUCUAAACCGGAACCCCAGCACUACCCUCAACUACUCCCUCCCUCUGCAUGUGACAUCCUCCCCACCCUGGCCCAUGGCCACCCUUAUCAGGCCAGCAGUAGCUGAGUCACUUCCUGCCUGGACAUAUAGAAAUGACCCAUGUUUUCCUUUUCCUAUCCUGGUUAAGAGGCCAAUGACCCCCCAGGACAAGCUAUUCAAAAGGUGGUCCCAUGAUAAGUGGAGUAGACCAGUUGUGUGUUUUACUCUGAGUCAAAUAAAGCUGCUACCAAGAGAAA
This is a messenger RNA of Jaculus jaculus (lesser Egyptian jerboa), 1777 nucleotides long. RefSeq names its product peripherin (gene Prph). Gene Ontology annotation, molecular function: structural molecule activity. Lineage: Eukaryota; Metazoa; Chordata; Mammalia; Rodentia; Dipodidae. The record is from RefSeq and is a predicted model, not a curated record. The transcript has 9 exons. Gene Ontology annotation, cellular component: plasma membrane; axon; type III intermediate filament. The coding region runs from base 66 to 1472 and encodes 468 amino acids.